AUGUAUGCGGAAAGUCCAGUGAUUUCCGAGGAAAAUCCUAUUGACUACGGAGAACAGGCGAACACCGAUGCCAUCAAACUUAAAGUGUAUACAUUGGUUGAGCCCAUCGGACAGAUAAUGAAAGCGGCAGAGAAACGGUAUAAAAAGCAGGGCUUGACUGUACCCAUAGAGUUGUAUCAGGAAGCAAGGGAGUUUGUGCUGCGGACCAUUCCCUGGCUGUUUAACUUGUUUAAAGCCGUGGCCAACGAGACUGAUAGAGAGCGAGUGACCGCACAAUUUUUGGGCGAAGUCCAUGGGUUUAAUUAUAUGAGCAAACGGUUAGAUAAAAUCCGUUUGGCUAAUCAAGAUACACUAAAUAUGACGGGCACGUCCGAGAAUCUGCUUGGUAGACUUAAAACGAUGGUAGGUUUUAUGGUGACUACUUUAGAUGAUGAAAUUGCCCAUGCUAGCCAUCCAGUUUGGACAGAGUUUCACAUUAAGAUAAAAGAGUUUGUGACUACUGUAAUGCCCAAAUUGUACCUGGCUGUUGACAAACUGCCCUACGAGGAGUUGAAACAGAAAAAUCUGAAGAUGCUGAUUGCCGAUUUAUCGCACGCCGCAAUUCCACCACUAUAA
Molecule: messenger RNA, 615 nt
Organism: Medioppia subpectinata
Lineage: Eukaryota; Metazoa; Arthropoda; Arachnida; Sarcoptiformes; Oppiidae
Source: the annotation of a GenBank genome assembly